This is a messenger RNA of Mizuhopecten yessoensis (Yesso scallop), 593 nucleotides long. Its product is annotated as xaa-Pro aminopeptidase 1-like. The transcript is spliced from 6 exons. Bases 67 to 492 code for a protein of 141 amino acids. Lineage: Eukaryota; Metazoa; Mollusca; Bivalvia; Pectinida; Pectinidae. The record is from RefSeq and is a predicted model, not a curated record.
GUUCUUCAAGGCAACACACCCGCCGCCUUGCAGAAGGCUCAGAAAAAUACGGUGGAACAGCAAGGCAUGCGGAACUCCCACAUCAGAGAUGCAGUUGCACUGAUCAAAUUUCUGGCAAAACUGGAGAAAGAAGUGAAAGAAAAAAAGCAUUGGACAGAAGUGUCAGCUGCUGCAGAUCUUAAACAGCACAGAUUUGCUGUAAAGGAUAAUCGCGGCCUCAGCUUCCCCACCAUAGCGGGCUCCGGGUCAAAUGGAGCAAUUAUCCACUACUUCCCCACCAAUGACACGGACAAAGCUAUCACCACCUCUGACAUGUUCCUUCUAGACUCCGGUGGCCAGUACCUGGACGGUACCACAGACGUUACAAGAACACUUCAUUUUGGAAAUCCCACAGCAUAUGAAAAGGAGUGUUACACUCGUGUUCUUAUGGGUCAUGUUGACUUUGCCGAUGUCGUCUUCGUCGGGGGUAAACUUGGUGAGUCCAUGAUCUAGCGCAUGGCUUGAUUGCCCCCUCCCCCCUCCUCCCGUUAACUCCAUGGUUUUUUUUAACUUUAAUUACUUACUGAGAAUGUUUAAUAUUAAGAUAUCUUUUC